Messenger RNA from Coprinopsis cinerea okayama7#130, 612 nucleotides. Its product is annotated as SGF14A. The transcript is spliced from 3 exons. The record is from RefSeq and is a predicted model, not a curated record. The coding region runs from base 1 to 612 and encodes 203 amino acids. NCBI's taxonomy places the organism in Eukaryota, Fungi, Basidiomycota, Agaricomycetes, Agaricales, Psathyrellaceae.
AUGUUCUCUGAAGAUGUGGUCGCCGAGAUCAAGACUAUCGUCUACGCGUUCAAUGCACAACUCACACCAGAAGAAAGAAGCUUGUUGUCCGUUGCCUACAAAAACUUGACCAACAACCUUCGGAAUAGUUGGAGGACGAUCGACUGCCUCGAAUCCGCCGCAGCUUCUAUAGGCUCGAGUAACCCCAAGAGGCGUCGAGAGCUGGGCCUCAUGCGUCAGCAGAAGAGGAAGAUCGAGAAGGAACUCGUCGUCACUUGCAAUGACAUUAUCGAACUUCUUGACCGAUAUCUCCUCCUGGCUGCCAAACCAGGAGAAGAGGCUGUCUUUUAUUCAAAAAUGAAAGGCGAUUAUUAUCGCUACCUCGCCGAAUUCGGUCCAGAAGAGGAGCGAAAGAGGUAUGGCGAGUCGUCGCACCAAGCCUACAGGAUGGCCUACAAGCGCGCCCUGAAUAAUUUAGACCCACUGGACCCCACCCGGUUGGGCCUCGCUCUCAACUUCUCUGUCUUCUAUCACGGAAAAGCCCAGACAGAGCUUGCCACCUGGCCAAGAGUGCCUUCGACGACGCCGUCCAAUGUCUGGAUCCAUCCAAUAUCACGCUGGACCAAUCAUUAA